This is a messenger RNA of Penicillium antarcticum, 1863 nucleotides long. Its product is annotated as flavin-containing monooxygenase. Gene Ontology annotation, molecular function: NADP binding; N,N-dimethylaniline monooxygenase activity; flavin adenine dinucleotide binding. Lineage: Eukaryota; Fungi; Ascomycota; Eurotiomycetes; Eurotiales; Aspergillaceae. The coding region runs from base 1 to 1863 and encodes 620 amino acids. The transcript has 3 exons. The record is from RefSeq and is a predicted model, not a curated record.
AUGUCUUCACUUUCUCGAAUCCAUAAGCGUCAUGCAUAUGGCAAAGAUGCGCAUACCUACUAUCCUGUCCUCAUUGUAGGCGCCGGUGAAUCGGGAGUGGCCAUGGGCUGUCGGCUCAAAGAGGUUCUGAAGACAGAUCAGUUCCGGAUCUUUGAGAGGCAGUCGGGAAUUGGAGGUACCUGGUGGAUUAACAGAUAUCCAGGAGCUGCUUGCGAUAUUCCGGCCGCUUUCUACUCAUUCUCGUUUGCGCCGAAGAUGGACUGGUCUACUUUGCAUCCUGCAGGCCCAGAGCUUGCACAGUAUAUGGCUGAAGUCUGCGAGAAAUAUCAGAUUGUGGAUAAGAUACAAUUUAACACCGAUGUUAAGGAACUUCGGUGGAUUGAGGCGGACGAAGAAUGGGAGGUUACUAUCUCACAUCUUGUUCCUGGGACCGGCGAUCUAGCUCAGCAUGAACGAGACCGUCUGGUAGCCCAAGAUGGUGAGCACCGUGUCUACGUCGAGACAGAGAUUGUCCGAGCAAAGGUUGUUGUUAGCGGCGUUGGAGGUUUGGUGGAGCCCAAGAAUCUGCCAACAGAUAUCCCCGGCUUUGAGAACUUCGAAGGUGAAAUCAUGCACACAGCCCGGUGGAACGACGAGAUCGAUCUCCAGAACAAAGAUGUUAUCAUGUUUGGCGCGGGCUGCAGUGCCGCCCAGGUAAUUCCCGAGCUGGCCAAGCCAGAAGCCAAUGUUCGAUCCAUCACCCAGAUCAUGCGGACGCCGCCAUGGGUGCAACCCGAUCUGCUACCUGGUCGGCAACUCGAGCUGUAUGAGAAUUGGACACCGACGCUGUCAACCUACGUUCCCGGGUUCGCAAAGUUCCUACGCAACACACUAUUCGUGAUGCUCGAAAAAAACUUCUACGACAUAUUCAGCAACACCACAUAUGCUCGAAUUAUGCGACCACGCUUGGAAAAGAAGUUCCUUAAUAACAUGCGCCAGCUCGCACCAAAGGAAUAUCACGAGAUCCUAACUCCAAACUACAGCCUCGGUUGUAAGAGACGCAUCAUCGAUGGGACUUGGUAUCGCAGUCUCAAUGCUCCCAAUGUAGAGCUUACUACUCAGCCUCUGACAAGAAUUAACGCAAAGAGCGUAACCCUCGGCCCAGGUCGCUAUUAUCCACCCAAUCAAACCGAAGCCGCAGAUGAGGUGAGAGAAGUCCCGGCCGACGUCAUCAUCAUGGCCAACGGCUUCGAGACAAAUCAAUGGCUUCAUCCGCUCAAGGUCAUCGGUAAGGAUAACAAGAAUAUGGAAGAUGUUUGGGCAGAACGUGGAGGAGCGCAAGCUUACCAGGGUAUCGCGAUGGAUCACUUCCCGAACUUCUUUAUGCUCUUCGGUCCGAAUACAGCUACGGGUCAUACCAGUGUUAUCUUCGCCACAGAGAAUGCCGUAAACUACUCACUGAAGUUUAUCAAGCCCAUUCUUAAUGGUCGGGUUAGCUCGUACGAAGUGAAGGAAGAGGCUGAGCGGGAGUGGACUCGUCAAGUACAGGAUGAAUUGCAGAAGACUGUAUUCCGUCGUGGGGUCUGCUCCAGUUGGUAUAUCACUGCUGAUGGAUGGAACUCAAGCACAUAUCCAUUUACUCAGAUUCAUUAUUGGCUGCGUUGCACGUUCCCUGUGUGGUCGCAUUGGUCUGCUAAGCUCACGAGACGAGGUCGUGUGCUGCAGGUUGUCAGGAGGGCCAUCAAGGCCUCUGUGCUUGUAGUUCUCCUCGCAGGCUUUAGAUUCCUGUAUAAGAACCCAGAGCAAAGACUUCAAUUCGUACAGUCUUUGCUUGCUGGGAAGGAUUGGCUGCGUUCGACUGUGCAGGGUCUGAUUUCUCGUUGA